ACGAAGAAGAGACAUUUAAUUGUAAUGUAUAGUAAUCUUGAAGUGCUUAAUACAAUAGCCACAAAUUUAAAUUUAAACGUACCAGUGGUACAAUUAAACGCUGGUCCGGAUUUACAAAAUAAAUUUACUGCAAACAACAUGCCAUUAGAGUGCAAUUUACAUGUACAAGUCGCACAAAAUUCUAGUACGGAGCUACAAAAUGAAUCUACUUCAAACAACAUGUUACCAGAGUGCUAUUUACAUGUUCCAAUCGUACAUAAUUCUAGUAUAGAGAUACAAAAUAAUUCUACUUCGAAUGACGUGAUAUCAGAAGGCAAUUUACAUGUACAAGUUACACAAAAUUCUAGUACGGAGCUACAAAAUGAAUCUACUUCAAACAUGUUACCAGAGUGCCAUUUACAUGUUCCAAUCGUACAUAAUUCUAGUAUGGAGAUACAAAAUAACUCUACCUCGAAUGACGUGAUAUCAGAAUGCAAUUUACAUAUACAAGUCAUACAAAAUUCUAGUAUGGAGAUACAAAAUGACCCUACCUCAAAUGAGGUGUUAUCAAAGGGCAAUGUUCAUGUGCAGUUGUACAAAAUGCUAGUAAGGAGCUACCAAAUGACUCUAUUUUAAACGACAUGUUAUCAGAGUGCAAUAUACAUGUACCAGUUAUACAAAAUGCUAGUACGGAGCUACAAAACGACUCUACCUCAAACGACAUGCUAUCAGAGUGCAAUAUUUAUGUGCCAGUUUUACAAAACGCUAGUUUGGAUCUAGAAAACGAAUUUACCUCAAAUGACAUGCUGUCAGAGUGCUCUUUAAAUGUGUCAACCAUAAGAAAUGUUAGUACGGAGUUAGAAAAUGAAUCUGCCUCAAACAACAUGCUAUCAGAAUGCAAUCUAUAUGUGCCAGUUAUACAGAACGUUAAUACAGAGCUAAAAUGAAUCUGUCUCAAACGACAUACUAUCAGAAUGUAAUCUACAUCAGGAUAUAUUAAAUCCAUCAGAAACAUCUAUUGAUAAUUUUACAUUAAAUACUAAUUUUGAUCAAACAGUAACUAUUUUAUUUGAUGAAUUGAAUGAUUUAGGGAUAUCUCCGAAUAAUAUGUUAAACUAUUCUAAUGAAGAUGAAAAUAAUGUAUCUAAGAAUCUCAAUCAAUCCUGCAAUGUGGAUAAUUUAUGGAAA
Molecule: messenger RNA, 1167 nt
Organism: Monomorium pharaonis (pharaoh ant)
Lineage: Eukaryota; Metazoa; Arthropoda; Insecta; Hymenoptera; Formicidae
Exons: 2
Coding region: 25-615 (196 amino acids)
Source: RefSeq, a predicted model, not a curated record